AUGAAAGCAUGGAAAUGUGUGAUUCAGGGAGAUGGAGUCGGGGUCAAGUAUCGCAAGUCCAUGGACAUGAACGACCUUGCGGAGGGCAAGUGCUGUUCAGAUGAACGCUUCUUUGCCAAGGUGCAGACCAUGCCGAACGAUUCCACAUCGCAAGUCUGGCUGGUACGUGAAGACGGGCACUACUUGCCUGCCUUGCAUCCCACCACACAACAGUGGUUGUUCGAAGAGGUGACCUGGGUCUGUGGGAAGGAUCCCGUAACAUACUGCAAGACGCCCAAUAUGGACGAUGCAGACGCACUCAUUGGCCAGGUCGAGCCAGGAUUUCCAAUCUAUGCACUACCAGUGCCGUCGACUCCCGGCUGGUUACAGGAGGCAGGAUCCAAGAUGUACCUCCCCAUGCAUUGCAGCACUACCGGUGCACCACUUUUCACCUCUAGCAGUGCCCCAGCAACGGUACCCAAACAGAUGGGCAUGAGCAAGCUCAUCUCACUCCGCUUCGGCUGGCUCAAAGACCCACUUGAGGAGCCUCCCAAAGCAGCCGGUGUUCCAAAGGAGGCCGUUUGGGUCCAUGAGACAUAUUCAGGGCCGAUGACCAUUGCUGCAGGAUGUGUCGGUUGCAGCAUGUGCUGCGGAGUUCCCGGAUGCAUCAUUUGCUACCUUGGAGUUGAUGAGAGAGAUGUGUGGAAAAGCCCUGAUGGCAAAACGUGGAAUUGGGACGGCACGUUGGUGGCUGGAUAG
Molecule: messenger RNA, 738 nt
Organism: Symbiodinium pilosum
Lineage: Eukaryota; Dinophyceae; Suessiales; Symbiodiniaceae
Source: the annotation of a GenBank genome assembly